This is a messenger RNA of Saprolegnia diclina VS20, 1800 nucleotides long. RefSeq lists its product as hypothetical. The transcript has 9 exons. Lineage: Eukaryota; Oomycota; Saprolegniomycetes; Saprolegniales; Saprolegniaceae. The coding region runs from base 35 to 1702 and encodes 555 amino acids. The record is from RefSeq and is a predicted model, not a curated record.
GCGAAAAGGCGCAAGCAGUCAGAUAUCGACAAGUAUGGAGGCGCGCCCGCCCCGCCCCGCACCGCGCAGCAUGGACUGGGUCGACAAAGACGUGGCAGAAGAGCGACCGGCAGCUGUCGUGGCGCUACCGCCGGCGCCGGCGCCACGCAUUGCGCCGACUGCGGAGCCGUUCGCCGGCCUCGCCCGCAAGCGCAUCGUGCCCCGAAGCUUUUCUGAGAAUGAGGCCGCGCCGUCCGAAGAGAAGGCGUCGCCGCGCAUGACCACGCGAACCAGUGCGAGAAGCUACGACGAGGCAGCAACCUUCUUGCCCAAGUCGCGAGCAACGCUCGUGGAGGAGCUCACGGCCAAGUACAUGGGCGAGGCUUCCACGCGCCCGCGAGAGCUGUCACCACCUAUGACGUCUGCAUCGCUGAGCUUCCACGAAGCGUCUUUGCAUCGCGCACCGAGCUACGUGCCACCUUCGCCCAUGACCGCAUCGUCCAUGAGCGACCAGAACGCAUCGUACAUCGCAACGAUCCAGCCGUCGAGUGUGUCCGAGGUUGCCGCGGCUGACCACGUGGUGCAUCGGCUAAUGCAAGACGCAUACCGGGCCAUUGACGAGAUGAAGCAGGCCCAUCAAGUGCUCUUCAAUAGCGACACGCAACCGCAGCGCUACGACAGCAUUCUGGCCGAAGCAGCAGCCACGAGCGUCGAGACUGCGACACGCGCGCUGACUCGGGCCCGCGAUCACUUCCGUGACUAUUGCUCUGUUGCCACGCAAUUUGCACAAGAUGACUCGAUUGCGUCAUCAUCUUCCGUCCGCGAGUUCGCGUAUGCACUCGAGGCGAGGUCGCAAGGUGAUCGCUACGAGCCGUCGGAGCUACGAGAGUCGCCAUCGAAAUCAAAGUCAGCUGAGAGCUGGUCGACGUACGUAGCUGGACGAGAAGCGACACGCGAGGCCACGCACUCGUCACCUGAGGCAGCCAAAUACUCGAAAGCAGAGGUUUACUAUGCUUCGGCUCCGGCCCGUGCGUGGUCACCAAGCUCCGAGCCCGUCGACGCUCGUCCCAGCAUUGGCGCGUACCAAAGUCCAGAAACCUUCCAGCCCACAUGUAUGAGUGCCAGGUCGUUCUUGGACCGUCACCAAGACGAGAACACGGGACGAGGAGGCGAGAUGCUGGACAGAAGUCCCACGGCGUUGGACUCUGAGUGGUCGAGUCGCCCACCAGCCAAGAGUUAUGAGGUCGACGCAUCGUCGCGUUAUGCGACGGUGCCAGCACCGUCGCAGCGAAGCUACAGCUUCCAGGAGACCAAGAGCGAUCACUACAGCAGUCCUCGUCACGAGAAUCUGUCGUUUGCCACAAGAGAGAAGACAGAGCCGACCGAGUACAAGCCAACACUUGCAUUUGCCCAGCAGCAUGCAUCUGCAGCGAGCCCUACCCAACCGGUCACAACGCCCGAAGGACGCAACUCGAUGUUUGCAGAUUUCGACCGGAAAAUGCAGGAAAUUCGCAUGUCGCUGAGCGCGAUUGCGUCGCGCGAGCCGUACACAGGCGGCAACGCGCGCGAAGCGUCGGCACCCGUUGAGACGCCGCAGGCCAACUACCGCGGGUCGUUUGAAGAAUACUUAAAAGAGUUCAAGCGCGAUCUACACCAGGAACGAGGCUACAGCCAAGAAAGCCCCAUCAUGGACAAGUACAAAUCGAGCUCGGAUCGACCGUAAGCUCAACUGCGUGGUGGCACCCGAUGCAGCCGUGGUUGACAAAUGAAAUAAGAAAUGAUAUGUAUAAACGUCAAUGAAGCAUUGAGUCAGGACAGCUG